AUGGCGGCGGCGGGAGGAGAAAUUGCCGGCGCUUCGUCGGGAACGAGGACGAAACGGCUUAAGAUUGCCGUCAUCCACCCGGAUCUCGGAAUCGGUGGUGCUGAGAGAUUGAUUGUCGAUGCGGCUUGCCAUCUUGCUGCCCACGGCCAUGAUGUUCAUGUCUUCACAUCACAUCAUGAUAAAAACCGUUGCUUUGAGGAGACUGUUUCUGGUUUGUUUCCAGUUACUGUAUAUGGAGAUUUCCUGCCUCGUCAUGUGUUUUACCGCUUUCAUGCUGUUUGUGCUUAUCUUCGCUGCAUUUUUGUUGCACUCUGUGUGCUACUCAGAUGGGCCUUCUUUGAUGUCAUAUUGGUAGACCAGGUUUCUGUUGUGAUUCCACUACUUAAACUAAGGGCAUCAUCAAAGAUAAUAUUUUAUUGUCACUUCCCUGAUCUAUUACUUGCACAACAUACUACUAUGCUCCGGAGGUUAUAUCGUAAGCCAAUUGACAUGAUUGAGGAAACGACUACUGGUAUGGCUGAUUUGAUUCUAGUUAAUAGCAAGUUCACUGCAGCAAAUUUUGCAAGGACCUUUUCUGGUUUACAUGCUAGAGGAAUCGAGCCUGGUGUUCUAUAUCCAGCUGUCUCUGUUGAGCAGUUUCACGAACCCCAUGCUUAUAAAUUGAAUUUCCUAUCAAUCAACCGGUUUGAGAGGAAAAAGAAUCUUGAUCUUGCCAUUUCAGCAUUUGCUUUGCUCCAUUCUCUUGCUUCGACUCUACCUGGUGAUGCUCUGCAAGAAGCAACAUUAACAGUGGCAGGUGGCUAUGAUAAGCGUCUGAAGGAAAAUGUUGAAUACCUUGAGGAACUCAAAAGACUCGCAGUGACUGAAGGGGUGUCUGGACAGGUUAAUUUUGUUACAUCUUGCUCAACAUCUGAAAGAAACGAGCUUCUCUCCAACUGCCUCUGUGUUUUAUACACUCCCAAGGAUGAACAUUUCGGUAUUGUACCUCUUGAAGCCAUGGCAGCCCAUAAGCCUGUAAUUGCCUGCAAUAGUGGUGGCCCAGUGGAAACAGUUGUGAAUGAAGUAACAGGGUUUUUGUGUGAUCCCUCUCCCGCAGAAUUCUCCAAAGCCAUGCUGAAACUUGUGAAUGAUCAUGAUCUUGCUGUCAGAUUGGGUGAACAAGCACGAGACCAUGUGGUGCAAAAAUUCUCGACCAAGACAUUUGGUGAUCUCCUCAACAGCUAUGUCCUGAAUGUCUACCAUGAGAGGAUUGAAUGA
This is a messenger RNA of Miscanthus lutarioriparius, 1257 nucleotides long. NCBI's taxonomy places the organism in Eukaryota, Viridiplantae, Streptophyta, Magnoliopsida, Poales, Poaceae. The record is from the annotation of a GenBank genome assembly.